AUGAAGAGAUUCAAAUCAGAGAACUUGUUCUGGUCGUCCGCAGACGUGUGCGACGUGACACCGGCUCAUCUACGCGCGAAGGAGGUGCCCGCUGCCGGUAUUCAGUGUUUCUUCAUCUGCACCGACUACUUCACCUCCCAGCAGUUUGUCGAUGCGCUGCGCGCGGGAUUCCGGGAAUUUGCGACCGCGUGCCCAUCGAGGCCGGGGAUCGGUGACGUCCCUGCGGAUGUGUCUACGGUUGAUACAUCCAAGUCGCGAAAGGUCUUGGAGGUUGCAGUGUCACUUGCUGGAGGAGCAAUCGUUGAUGAUGCGGGGCGAACUCUUCUGCGGCUUGAAAAGGCUGAGGGGGCCUAG
This is a messenger RNA of Aspergillus fijiensis CBS 313.89, 354 nucleotides long. RefSeq lists its product as uncharacterized. NCBI's taxonomy places the organism in Eukaryota, Fungi, Ascomycota, Eurotiomycetes, Eurotiales, Aspergillaceae. The record is from RefSeq and is a predicted model, not a curated record. The coding region runs from base 1 to 354 and encodes 117 amino acids. The transcript has a single exon.